CGUGAAUCUCGAAAAAGUUUGUCAUGUGACUUCUGUAUUGUGAAAAGCCUUCUGAAAAGAGAAAAAAUGAAUACGAAGUACAGGACUAGAGCAGUAGCCAGUAGGAGAGUGGCCGGACUUCUGAAUAGGGAAGCUUGGUAAUACUCCGUAUUUAAUAAGCUGAACUUCAUACCUUCCCAUACUUCUAUCAGUACGUUUAAAAGCGUAAAGGAGAGAGAGAAUUAGAGAGACAUUGCGAUUGGCAGUGGAUGGCCUCAGGCUGUGGAACAGGGCAGUAGGCGAGUGGCCCGCCCGCCGGAGCAGGAGUAUUGGGCUGUGAGCGAUGCCGCCGACUCGGCUGGGGCGCUUGGGAGAGUAGGUUUGCUGCCGGCAGACGCAGGCGGCAGUCCAUGAGGCGAGUGGGGGACUGGCCGACUACGUGUUUCUGGAUCUGGCUCUGCAACUUGCGGAUUUCCAGAAGAAGAAGACUGGUUUCUCCUGAUUUUGGGACUUUAUUAUGUAUUUGCGUAAGGCCAGGUUCAUCUACCGGAAGCUCCAAAAUCAACCAAACGUGUAGUAAUUCAGAUCUGAGGAAGCCGAGUCGACAUUUCUGGAUCAACUCUUCGACUUCCUGUCUUAUGGGAUCCAAGAACGGCAGAAGUGUGGAACCCGCCGCCAAGUCGUUGACUCCCUUCAGCACGCAGCACGGCAUCACCGCCAUUUCACCGGGCGCCAGCACCCCUCGUCAGGCAUCGCCUUCUCGCCUCAAUGUUUACCCUUCCGUAGUUCCGAUCGGAAAAAACGCAGAAAAACCCCUAGGAAGGCGCAGGGCGCUCAAUGUGCAAAUUGGGAAGCUCAAGCAUGAAGAACUGAAGCAUUCAAGUUGGCAUUGAAAGAGAACGAUAUAUCGUCUUGGUGGGAGCUGCCCUUUGUUGACCAUGUUAGCCGAAGGCUUUACGAAAUUGUUAAUGUUCCAUAUGAAGAUGAUGUAAUCAUUUGGGCCGGUGGAGGGCGUUCUGGUGAGCUAAGUGGACGGGCUCUUAUGGAGUGGAGGGGCUCAAGGAACUUAUAUCCUGUCACAAGAAAGGUAACCUAUCCUGUCACACACUCACACCACCUCCACCACCACUCCCACUAGACCCACCAUCACCACCACUCCUAGUCCCACUAGCCCCACCCUCACCGGCACCACCACUCCCACUCCCACUAGUGGUACCACACCUGCCCGAAUGAAAAAAACUAAAAUUUCCCCCUUUGAAGGAAAGUCCUCUACGCCUUCUCCUUUUAUCCACUUAUGGUUUUUACUACAAAUUUCGCGAGUUAUAAAAUCAAAUUUUAUUAAAAUCUCUUUUAAAACUAGUUCCCUGUCACUCUUCUUCCUCUUAUUAGCCUUUCGCCUCAUUCUCUUCUUCUUCUUCUUCCUUUUUCUCAUGUCUUUUAUCGUUUCUUCCACAUGAUUUUCCCUCUUUUUUUUCCUCUUUCUCUUCUCCCCCACCCUUAAAAUGGGAUUCACAGUAGCCCCGAACACCUUCUUAAAAUAUUUGCUUAAAAUGAGAUGGACAGAGGAAGCUUGAAUACCCACAAAAUCAGGAAUUUUUUUAGAAGCAGUAGGAUUGUGGUUUUUGCAUUUCCUUUGGAGGUAUUUUAGUAUACCUCCCACCCACUUUAUGAAACAGGUCUAAAGCUGUUUAAAAAAAUGUUAUGGGCUGAUAGUGCGUGAAAACUAUAUGGUUUCGAAAAUUCCUAGAAAGUAUAUCUGACAUUUGUUUCUUCUCGAUCUUUCUAUGAGGCAAGUAUUUAAAAGUUCACUACGGAGAUCUACAGGUAAGGCGGAUACUUUGAACAUGAUGUUUAUCCAUGUUUAAGUAUUCUCAAAGAUGUUUAUCCUGUAGAUCUCCGUAGAUCUCCGUAGUGAACUUUUUAAAUACUUGCCUCAUAGAAAGAUCGAGAAGAAACAAAUGUCAGAUAUACUUUUUAGGAAUUUUUGAAACCAUAUAGUUUUCACCCACUAUCAGCCCAUAACAUUUUUUUAAACAGCUUUAAACCUGUUUCCUAAAGUGGGUGGGGAGGGUAUACUAAAAUACCUCCAAAGGAAAUGCAAAAACCACAAUCCUACUGCUUCUAAAAAAUUUUCUGAUUUUGUGGGUAUUCAAGCUUCCUCUGUCCAUCUUAUUUUAAGCAAAUAUUUUAAGAAAGUGCUCGGGACUAUUGUGAAUCCCAUUCUAAGGGUGGGGGGAGAAGAGAAAAAAGAAAAUAAGAGGGAGGAUCAUGUGGAAGACAUGAGAAAAAGGAAGGAGAAGAGAAUGAGGCGAAAGGCUAAUAAGAGGAAGAAAAGUGACGGGGAACUAGUUUUAAAAGAGAUUUUAAUAAAAUUUGAUUUUAUAACUCGCGAAAUUUGUAGUGAAAACCAUAAGUGGAUAAAAGGAGAAGGCGUAGACGACUUUCCUUCAAAGGGGGAAAUUUUAUUUUUUUUUUCAUUCGGGCAGGUGUGGUACCACUAGUGGGAGUGGUGGUGAGGGUGGUGCUAGUAGGAGUGGUGGUGAUGGUGGGGCUAGUGGUGAUGGUGGGGCUAGUGGGAGUGGUUGUGGAGGUGGUGUGAGCAGGAAUAGAAGUGGUGAGGGUGGCAGAGGUUGGAGGGGCAGAGGCAGUUGGAAGGGGUUAUGGUCAUAGUAGGGGGCGAAGGUUGCGGAGGCUAGAUGGGCAGUAUGGAGCUCCUUUUAGGGAGGAGGAUUGGGCUGAUGAUGAAUUUGUGAAAUUCACUAGUAAGUUUGACAUAGUGCCUGGUGAUCACAAUGUGGACGAAGUUCCUCCUGCAGAUAGCUGUAGAAACGCGCAGGUAGAUCUCUCAUUGGUUGAUGUUGAGGAGCUUUUGAACAACACAGUUGAUGAUCAGGCACCAUUGCCAGUAAAUCUUGAUGGCUUUCAACUGGCACUAACUCAGUUUCUUGGAGAAGAAGAGACUCGUAGCACUGUUGUUAAUGGAUCGAUUGAGGAUCUGGUAUAUUCUGAGCCUUUAAUGAUGUAUUAUCCAGGCUCUCAACAAGACAAGUUGGAUUCAAGCUUUAUUGCUGAGCAGUCGUGGGGUGCAACUGAGGCAGCUUCUAUUGUACGGUCUGAAUUCACUCGGUAUCCAGAGCUCUUAGAUCUUCAGUUUACCGAUGAAGAUAUUCUUGAGAUGGAUGAUCUUCUUGGCACAGGGCCUGUGCAGUUUCCCCAGCUGAGAGAGCAUGAUGAGUUUGAUAUGUUUAAUGACUCUGACCUCUUCCUUGGUGAUUUUACAUCUAAUAAUCAAAUUGUAAAUCCAUCUCAGCAUCAAAGGCCGCUGGAAAAUGGUUUUGUUGGCCAAUCCCCAAAUUCUGUCCCUACUUCUGGGAAUGAGAUGUGGAACUUCGGAGCAAAUAAUUGUAUUCACAACUCCACAGAGGGAUACAAAGGAACUAUGCCUUUACCAGUGACAGGUGCUGAGUAUGCUGGUGUUUCUACAAAUAUCGCUUCCAAACAUACCAGAAUCAGAAGAGCAAACAGAAUGAAGGGUCUCAAACAUGGUUGGCUUUCACAUUAUGAUCGUUUGUGGAAGCGGUACCUGCAGCCCCUCCAUCAGCCGCUGAGAGCGUGAUGGUUAAACCGAGGAUGUCUAGUUUCAGUAGGGUAAGAAUUGAUUUAAAAAAGAAUUGAUUUUUUCAGUAGGUGAGUUUUAAAGCCCUGCACCUGUUUAUUGACAUGAAUUGUCUAUGUUUUUCUAGUGUUAAUAGAGUUUUAGUAUUUAGCUUCUCUUCAUUUGCACGUGUUGUUUUCAAUAGUGGGUUAUUAGCUCGGUUUAAUUUAAAGUUUUCUUCGU
Cuscuta epithymum is the source of this 3817-nucleotide messenger RNA. NCBI's taxonomy places the organism in Eukaryota, Viridiplantae, Streptophyta, Magnoliopsida, Solanales, Convolvulaceae. The record is from the annotation of a GenBank genome assembly.